Molecule: messenger RNA, 802 nt
Organism: Myodes glareolus (Bank vole)
Lineage: Eukaryota; Metazoa; Chordata; Mammalia; Rodentia; Cricetidae
Gene: Agr2
Product: anterior gradient 2, protein disulphide isomerase family member
Cellular component (GO): endoplasmic reticulum
Molecular function (GO): dystroglycan binding
Source: RefSeq, a predicted model, not a curated record
CUCUGCCCAUAAAUAGAGGCUCAGGGCUCUGCUGGCACACUCAGAAGCUUGGACGGCAACCCGGGCAGCUCACACAUCGCAGGAGGGUGGGGAACCCAGAUUCGCCAUGGAGAAAAUUUCAGUGUCAGCAUUCCUGCUUCUUGUGGCCCUCUCCUAUACUCUGGCCAAAGACACCACUGUCAAAGCUGGAGCCAAGAAGGACUCGAAGCCCAAACUGCCCCAGACCCUCUCCAGAGGUUGGGGCGAUCAACUCAUUUGGACUCAGACUUACGAAGAAGCCUUAUACAAAUCCAAGACUAGCAACAGACCCUUGAUGAUAAUUCAUCACCUGGACGAAUGCCCACACAGUCAAGCUUUAAAGAAGGUGUUUGCUGAAAGUAAGGAAAUCCAGAAAUUGGCGGACCAGUUUGUUCUCCUCAACCUGGUUUAUGAAACGACAGACAAGCACCUCUCUCCUGACGGCCAGUAUGUCCCCAGAAUUCUGUUUGUGGACCCAUCCCUGACAGUGAGAGCAGACAUCACUGGAAGAUACUCAAACCGUCUCUACGCUUACGAACCUUCUGACACAGCUCUGUUGCUGGACAACAUGAAGAAAGCUCUCAAGCUGCUGAAGACAGAAUUGUAGAGCCAGCUGUGCAAGGCGCCCAGCGACGGGAAGGGGGAAGUACUGUGAACUGCUGACCACAUUACAGCUGAAUGUUACGACAGAUGUAUUUUUUAAACACCCAUACAGGGGGAAAUAUUCUUAUCUACUACAGUGAAGCAUGAUUUUCUAAAAAAUAAAGUCUUGUGAGUACUCCAA